GGGGCGCGGGGCAGCGCAGGUUCCCGUCGGCGCUGGCUGCGGCCUGCACUGAGCGGGGGGGCGGCCCCGGCCCGGCGCCGCGGGACCAUGGACCCGGCCGAGGCCGUGCUGCAGGAAAAGGCGCUCAAGUUCAUGGUCUCAACUUCCUCCCCUCCCCUCAUUUCUUCUUACAUGGAAGCAGAUGAAAUGCAGAAGCAGCAGUACUGCCUUGGAAGUACCAUACCCCGAAUACACAUGCCAAAAGAUGGAUUUCAGCUUAUAUCUUCUGGAUACCAAGCAUGGCUAAAGCAGUGCUCUAUGCCCAGAUCUCUGUGGCUGGGCUGCUCCAGCCUGGCGGACAGCAUGCCCUCGCUGCGAUGCCUGUAUAACCCAGGGACUGGCGCACUCCCAGCUUUCCAGAAUUCCUCUGAGAGAGAAGACUGUAAUAAUGAUGAGCCCCCUAGGAAGAUCAUUCCUGAGAAGAAUUCACUUAGACAGACCUACAACAGCUGUGCCAGACUGUGCUUAAACCAGGAAACAGUAUGUCUAGGAAGCACUGCUAUGAAGACUGAAAAUUGUGUGGCCAAAACAAAACUUGCCAAUGGCACUUCCAGUAUGAUUGUGCCCAAGCAAAGAAAGCUGUCUGCAAGCUAUGAGAAGGAGAAGGAGCUCUGCGUCAAGUACUUUGAGCAGUGGUCCGAGUCUGACCAGGUGGAGUUUGUGGAGCACCUCAUCUCCCAGAUGUGUCACUACCAGCACGGACACAUAAACUCAUACCUCAAACCCAUGUUACAGCGGGACUUCAUCACUGCACUGCCAGCUCGGGGAUUGGAUCACAUUGCUGAGAACAUUCUGUCGUACCUGGAUGCCAAAUCUUUGUGUGCUGCUGAGCUGGUGUGCAAGGAGUGGUACCGGGUGACGUCGGAUGGGAUGCUGUGGAAGAAGCUCAUUGAGAGAAUGGUCAGGACAGACUCCCUGUGGAGGGGUUUGUCAGAGAGGAGAGGAUGGGGGCAAUAUCUAUUUAAAAAUAAACCUCCUGAUGGAACUGCGCCACCCAACUCCUUCUACAGAGCACUUUACCCCAAAAUUAUACAGGACAUAGAGACAAUAGAGUCGAACUGGCGGUGUGGAAGGCACAGUUUACAGAGGAUCCACUGCCGAAGUGAGACAAGCAAAGGGGUUUAUUGUUUACAGUAUGAUGAUCAGAAGAUAGUAAGCGGCCUACGAGACAAUACUAUUAAGAUCUGGGAUAAGAAUACAUUGGAAUGCAAGCGAAUUCUCACUGGACACACGGGUUCUGUCCUGUGCCUCCAGUAUGAUGAACGGGUGAUCAUUACUGGAUCUUCAGACUCAACAGUCAGAGUGUGGGACGUGAACGCAGGCGAGAUGCUGAACACGCUGAUCCACCACUGCGAGGCCGUGCUGCACCUCCGCUUCAACAACGGCAUGAUGGUGACGUGCUCCAAGGACCGCUCCAUCGCCGUGUGGGACAUGGCCUCCCCCACGGACAUCACCCUCAGGAGGGUGCUCGUAGGGCACCGAGCUGCCGUCAACGUAGUGGACUUCGAUGACAAGUACAUUGUGUCGGCAUCAGGUGACAGAACUAUAAAGGUAUGGAACACUAGUACCUGCGAAUUUGUGCGCACCUUAAAUGGCCACAAACGAGGCAUUGCAUGUCUGCAGUACAGAGACAGGCUAGUAGUGAGCGGCUCUUCAGAUAACACCAUCAGGCUGUGGGAUAUAGAGUGUGGGGCAUGUUUACGAGUGCUGGAAGGCCAUGAAGAGUUGGUGAGAUGCAUACGCUUUGAUAACAAGAGGAUAGUCAGUGGGGCAUAUGAUGGGAAAAUUAAAGUAUGGGAUCUUGUGGCUGCUUUGGAUCCCCGUGCUCCAGCAGGGACCCUCUGCUUGCGAACCCUUGUGGAGCAUUCUGGAAGAGUCUUUCGACUUCAGUUUGAUGAGUUCCAGAUCGUCAGCAGCUCACAUGAUGACACCAUCCUCAUCUGGGAUUUUCUGAAUGACCCAGCUGCCCAGGCAGAAUCCACUCGUUCCCCGUCCAGAACAUACACCUACAUCUCCAGAUAAAUAACACUACACUGUACCUCACACUCGCACAGGACUCAUUUAAGCUGCAGUAUUUACAUGCCAGGACAAAAGAACUAUCCACGUAACCAAUACUUGCUGAAGAGAGAGGCUCUCAGACUUGUUUCUGGAACAAAGUUGGCAUGCGGUUGAUCUCAGACAGGGUCUACUCAGCGCGGCUGACUGCUAAAGUGCUGCUAUAUCAGAAGAUGACUUUUAUCUUUCAUGAACAGUUAACAUUUUUAAACCUUCCCAUCCCUUUCUUCCCUCAUUCCCCUCUUCAUGUUCACUCUUCCCUUUACCCCAUUUGAUUCCCCUCCAAUUCCAGUCACCAGUGUCCUAUGAAUAUAUUUAAGACGUCGCCA
Messenger RNA from Passer domesticus (house sparrow), 2423 nucleotides. It is a transcript of the gene BTRC, whose product is annotated as beta-transducin repeat containing E3 ubiquitin protein ligase. NCBI's taxonomy places the organism in Eukaryota, Metazoa, Chordata, Aves, Passeriformes, Passeridae. The record is from RefSeq and is a predicted model, not a curated record. Gene Ontology annotation, molecular function: protein dimerization activity. The coding region runs from base 88 to 2061 and encodes 657 amino acids. The transcript is spliced from 17 exons.